CUUCUUCGUUCAUUCCAACCCAGUCGGCGUCGCUGAGCAGAUCGGAAAAAUAACCGAGACGGUCAGGACCGAGCACGGUGGCUACGAAGUAGCGGACACGUCCGGCUUUAAAUCACCGUAGAGCAUUUGUUAAAAGGAGAAUUCUACACGCGUCUUUACGUAACUACAUAACAGGACUACUUUUUCCACCUCCUUUGGGAUUUUUUUUUUUGAGCCGCCAUAAGCGUUUAACUCCACCCGAAGUGAAACCCCCACCUCUCUCUUCUUUCCAAACUCAAAAUGGAGAACGGCGACAACAAAUACCUCCCCGAGCUGCUGGCGGAGAAGGACAGCCUGGACUCGUCUUUCACACACGCUAUGAAACUUUUAGAAGCAGAAAUCGACAGGGUCCAGAAGGGCGAGUCGAAGAAGGAGCCAGACACAUACCUUGAUCUUUUCACGAACAAAUUCAUCAAGCUUAAGGAACGGGUCCUGAUACCUGUGAAACAGUACCCCAAGUUCAAUUUUGUGGGCAAGAUCCUGGGACCCCAAGGCAACACCAUCAAACGUCUGCAGGAGGAGACCGGGGCCCGGAUCUCUGUGCUGGGCAAGGGCUCCAUGAGAGACAAAGCUAAGGAGGAAGAGUUGAGGAUCGGCGGAGAGCCGAAGUAUGCCCACCUGUCUAUGGAGUUGCACGUGUUUGUGGAGGUGUUUGCCCCCUUGCCAGAGGCCUACUUGCGUAUGGCCCACGCCAUGGAAGAAGUCAAGAAGUUCCUGUUUCCUGAUGUGACUGACGAUAUCUGCCAAGAGCAGUUCAUGGAGAUGGGCUACCUGAACGGAGGCCAGGAGCACGCGGGCCGAGGAAGAGGCGGCAUGCCAAUUCGGGGACGUGGCGGCCCCCCCGGAGCACACAGGGGAAGGGGAAUGCCCCCUCGCGGCACAGGUCGGGGAGCUAGAGGCGCAGGAAGAGGCGUCCCUGCUGCUCGAGGAGGACCAGCCGCCGCCGCGGCUAGGGGGGCUGUGGCGGCCCGUGGCGCCAGGCCCCCCGCCGGCGCCCCACCCCAGAGAAUGCUACCCCACCAGCACACUCCUGCCGCAGUCGCGGAAAGCUAUGAGGAAUAUGCCUACGACGAGAGCUACGCGGCUGACACCACCUACGAGUCAUACGACAGCUAUUACACCCAGCAGCCACAGGCAGAGGCAGAAUAUUACGACUACGGACAUGGAGAGUCUGCAGAGUCAUAUGAAAAUUUUGCCCAAGAUGACUGGAACGGCACCCAGCGAGCAGCUCCUGGCAAAGCUGCACCCGCAGCCAGGGGUGGGGCCAAGGCACCCUACAGGCAGCACCCAUACCAACAGUACUGAAGCGGACCCGCCCUCCCCCUUACAGGGUUGCCCUGACAAGCGCCUGUCGACAACGGCAGCUCUCGCUUUAAGCAGCCCGACACAAGUAAUUGUCCGUUUUGGCUUUGGUUCCUUGGUUUGUUUGGUUGUUUUUUUUUUUUCUUUCUUUAUUUUUAACUCAAUUGGACUUUAUACAACAUUGGGGAUUUUUUUUUUUUUUUUUUUUUUUAGGGGGGUGGUUUUUUUUUUUUUUGUUUUUUUUUUUUUUAGAUUCGGCCACACACCCAUUUCCCCCGAUACACACACCACAGACAACCAAAGCAAUUUCUAGAGUUAUUUCCUUUCCUUUUUCUUUGGUUCUUUUCCUGUAUUGUUUUCUCUGACCAUCCCACAGCCCUCUGACUUUUUUGGCAUUGUUUUUUAAAAAAAAAGAGAGAAAAGCUGUUUUGUAAAAGUAACUUCCAGUUGAAUUAUUGGCUCAUUCUCCACCUGUCUUAAAGAAUACAUUUAAUUGUGUUUUAUAAAUAAAGAAUCUGUCAUGGUUCAGUUGCAGAUUCCCAUUUAGGCUACAUUUCAAAAUUCUGUUAAUAUAGUCCAAUAAAAAAGUCCUUCUUAAACCUGUAAUGUAGAGACAAAAAGAAAUCUAAAAUCAAGUGAAGAUUAAAGUUAAUUGAAAUCAAGUCAUUCUUUGUGAUGGUUUGUUUUUAAAUAGCUAUAAAAACAUUCUUCAUUUAGAUUUAGGCAACAAUAUGUGUCAUUGUCCAUUUAGAGUUUUGAAAUAUAGCCCUAAUAAGACACUGUUGAGAUGGCCUGUCCUUAUAUCCUCAAUUUGGUUUACAUGUAAAUGGGAGGGAAACCGAGCACAUUCUAGCAUUUCACCAAAUGGCCUCCUGUUAUGUCAACAAACAGUUCAAGUCUUCUCUUCAUGUUUGUGAUCUGAUUCUGCAUAAAAUGCAUGCCCCAAAAUGAGAAGAAAACAAAAGGAUUGGGACACAAAUCUCCACAUGGGUCAUCUCUCCACAGAGAAGGGAUCCUGCAGCUCAAUCCCAACUCUUGUACAUAUUUUAAAACCUAACUGUACUUACUCUGUACCCUCUCCAUAAAAUGCAUUAUGCUACAUGUGUACGCUUGCCUAAAUAGGUUACUAAAUCUGUCCAAAAGAUGUUUUGCAGCAGUUUGUUCAAUAAAGCUUAGUGGGUUUUCUAUGAAACGUAA
Messenger RNA from Syngnathoides biaculeatus (alligator pipefish), 2538 nucleotides. It is a transcript of the gene khdrbs1b, whose product is annotated as KH domain containing, RNA binding, signal transduction associated 1b. Gene Ontology annotation, biological process: regulation of alternative mRNA splicing, via spliceosome. Lineage: Eukaryota; Metazoa; Chordata; Actinopteri; Syngnathiformes; Syngnathidae. Gene Ontology annotation, cellular component: nucleus. The record is from RefSeq and is a predicted model, not a curated record. The coding region runs from base 280 to 1344 and encodes 354 amino acids. Gene Ontology annotation, molecular function: poly(A) binding; mRNA binding. The transcript is spliced from 9 exons.